ACGGAGAAGCCACGUUGACAAGCCCGGAGGGCGCGCUGGGAGGGAGGGAGGCAGAGUCCUUCCCUGCCCCGCCCAUCCCGGUAGUGGGGGCGGGGGAAGGGAGGGGGCGUGCCUCCCUGCCCCGCCAGCGGCUGCUCCAGCUGUUGCAACGCGACGACGCGCUCGAGCUCUUUUAGCCACGGGCGCGCGCUGCCGGUCGCUAGCUCCCACGUCCCUUGAACCGAGACUAAAAAGGAGAGAGCGAGUCACUGUCCACAAUGUCUUCGCCCACUGACGAGAAAGUAGAGACUAGAGCUGGACACCCUCCUGCGGUAAAAGCUGGUGGAAUGAGAAUUGUGCAGAAACACCCUCAUAGUGGAGAUGCCAAAGAAGACAGAGAUAAGGAUGAUCAAGAAUGGGAAAGCACCAGCCCACCUAAACCAACUGUGUACAUCUCUGGUGUUAUUGCAAGGGGUGACAAAGAUUUCCCCCCUGCUGCAGCUCAGGUGGCUCACCAAAAACCACACCCCUCCAUGGAAAAGCAUCCUUCCCACAGGACAACACAGCACAUCCAACAACCUCGCAAGUGAAUAUCCUGUUACCACCCUCUCAGUCUGGUUCUUGGAGAAGAGCACAUUAUUUCCUCUUUGGUUUGACAUUUAUAGAACAACAAGAAUUGGUCCAAUUUUUUUUUCCUAUCUCUAGCUCUGUAGAGAAAUUUAAGACAAAGCAAAUCAGUAGCUUCCUUUGCCUUACAUUUCUUUGUUUACUGCCUACAAAUAGAUCCAUCUGAUACUCAUGUAUCUUGUUCAACUAAAUGCAAACAACACUUGAGUCUUAUUUUUACCCCAGGAUCUAGGAUCCUUACUCAAUUUAAUCUUCUGCAGUUUUGCUUAGAGAAUACAGUGAUGUUUUUAAAAGUUAAUUUUAGUAGUUCUGAAGUUUGAUUUAUACCAUAAAGUGAAGUAUGAUAUUUUAAAACAAUUAUAAGCAAAUUUUGGGAAAAGUGAGAUAAAGGUUAGGAAAAAAUGGGUCAUUUUGUAAUCUUACUUUUUUAUCAGACACUAGAGUCUUCCCAUGGAGUCCAGGGUAAAAUGGGGAAGUCAGUUGAAAUUUCACACUGUCUUUUCAAAGAAUAGCCAGAAUUUACUUUAAAAGACUUGUUGCUCUGGAGGAUGAGAAUACAAGAAGGCCUACUCAGAAUUAAACAUCUUGCUUUGAGUCAUAGGAUUGGAGAGUUUGUUGUAUCUGACAAAAUCCUGACUUAAGAAAUAGGUCAAUUUAUGUAUCUCUGUAAUCAUCUUGUUGGUUUGGAUUUGAGGGGGACUCUUAGGACUCCACCUAUUUUGAAGUAGAGGUGGUGGGAGGAGAAGAUACAUGGGUAAUGGUUUUAAAGGCUUAUUCAAACAAAGGGAAUAAUAGGUUAAAAAUCCACCAAGUUCACAAAGAUCCAGUUCUCCUCCAAAGGGAGAUUAAUUUCACUGUCAAGGAAAGAUAAACACAUUCCACUUUAGUUGGAGUAAUCUGUUUGCAGACCUCACAACUGUGGUCAGACUCCCCUUUGCCCUAAUUACAUAAUUACUCCUACUAAUGUUUAAGUGUUAGAUGUCAUUCUGAGUUAUUUGUGUGUGCUUCUUGCCAAUUGAUAUUUGUAAGGAUGCUGCUAGAGUGAUUACUAUACUAUUUUUAUGUUGGAAAAUAAACUCAUUCUAGUUAUUUGCAUAAGAAAAAGUAUUGCCUUGUUAGGAUACCAGCAGUCUGUUUGAAUCUGUUUAUUGCUGUAGAUCAGCAAUGAAUGGCACUAUGAAUGGUUGCCUAUCCAACACCAAUCAUCCUCAGAUAAAAUGAUGAAAUCCACAUUUGUCAAUUGGUAGAAAUAGUGAUAAUUUUCCCUUGAUCAAUAUCUCAAUUCUCCUCUCAAGAAGAAUGUUCACAGUUUGCUUUGUUUCAUGUUUUGAAGAAAACUUAGGGUACCCUUAGCUCCAGAUUAACAGCAGGCUAUUUCAUAUGGCAGUGACAUUGUAUCAUCUAUGUUGUUUCAUAAUGGCAGAAGUAUUAAUGUGAACAUUUUCUGCCUCUCUAAGGCAGUGUAUUUUGUCAUUACUUCACAGUCAGAACACAUACCCAGAGGCUUGCUGGUUGAUAUUCUUUUGGAACAUGUGCCUAAAGACUUGGCAUCUCUUCAGAGCUUUGUUCAGAAAUAAACAUUUCAAAUAGGAAGGGAGAGCUUUAUGACACUUGGGAAAACAAUUGAAAGUAGAUUCAGUCUAGUGCAAUCUAUAUAUCACACUCUCAGAUAUAAGAAUAGUUUAGGAAGCUUCUCCCACCUCCCCACUGCCUUGAAAUCUCCACUGAGAGAUAGCUGAAAAUAAUAACCUAUUAUGUUUCCAAAAAUUUCGUUUUACAUGUAUCUUAGAUGUAGUAUAUUCCACAUGUUCCAAAUCACUGAAAAGAAACAAUUAUAUCGUGUUUUCUUUUAUAAUGAUUUGUGUUUUUCAGUAAUAAAAAAUUGUGCCUGCCCUUCC
Messenger RNA from Sarcophilus harrisii (Tasmanian devil), 2504 nucleotides. RefSeq names its product death associated protein (gene DAP). Bases 258 to 569 code for a protein of 103 amino acids. NCBI's taxonomy places the organism in Eukaryota, Metazoa, Chordata, Mammalia, Dasyuromorphia, Dasyuridae. The transcript has 4 exons. Gene Ontology annotation, biological process: negative regulation of autophagy; cellular response to amino acid starvation; apoptotic signaling pathway. The record is from RefSeq and is a predicted model, not a curated record. Gene Ontology annotation, molecular function: death domain binding.